This is a messenger RNA of Formica exsecta, 1789 nucleotides long. RefSeq names its product protein abrupt-like. The record is from RefSeq and is a predicted model, not a curated record. The transcript is spliced from 4 exons. Bases 216 to 1262 code for a protein of 348 amino acids. Gene Ontology annotation, cellular component: nucleus. Gene Ontology annotation, molecular function: protein binding. Gene Ontology annotation, biological process: regulation of transcription by RNA polymerase II. NCBI's taxonomy places the organism in Eukaryota, Metazoa, Arthropoda, Insecta, Hymenoptera, Formicidae.
UUCCAAACGUGCCCAACUUCAAGUUGUAGAGACGUCGAAGCUCGGAAUUUUCAACCAAUGAUGAAAAUUGACAUAAAGUAGUCGUAUCAUAUUCUUCUUUUUUUAUGACAGAGAAUCGUUGACAGCUAUCGUAAAAUAGGUAAAAUAAGUGUAUCCCUGUUCCAGUACGAAAUCACGUUUUAAUAAAUUGGUUAAUUACCUCGGUACAGGAAAAUAUGGCUACAGUAUCAUCAACGAAGGAAUUUUCUUUGAGGUGGAAUAAUUUUUCUGACAAUCUGUCUUCUGGUUUUCUCUCUCAUUUGAGCGAGAAUGAUUUGGUUGAUGUAACACUUGCUGUGGAAGGACAGUUGUUAGCUGCUCACAAGCUAGUCCUUUCUGUGUGUAGUCCCUAUUUUAAAAACAUAUUUAAGGAGAAUCCCUGCCAGCAUCCAGUGAUAAUAUUGAAAGAUGUAAAACACGCAGAAAUUGUAGCUUUGUUGAGGUUUAUGUAUCAAGGAGAAGUGAACGUGAGGCAGGAGGAUCUGCCAACUUUCCUAAAAGUGGCACAGAUGCUUCAGAUAAAAGGAUUGGAGGGCAGCGAAGGGCAAAUCAUACCACUGUUAAACAAUUAUGCCAAUGUAUCGGAUCCGCAAUAUGAUUCUGAAAAUGUAACUAUCUUACCAGAUGUCAUGAAUGAACGAGAAAAUACUUCAGACGAAUCUCCACAUUCUUACAAGAUAGCCAAGAGAAACACCAAAAAGAGAAAGAAACAUAUGGUUGAGAAUGAUUACAAUUUAAUAAAAGAAUCUAAAAGUGAGCCAAAUGUUAACAGCAAAGAUAUCUGCCUCUUAACAGAUGAUAAUGAGAAAGAAGUUAAUGACUCUGAAAGUGAAAGGGACAACAUUGCUGGUCAUGUCAAGCAACUUAACACAACCAGCAAUGCUAAUAAUGAUAAUGAAGAAAUAAUCGAGUUGCCUAAUAAAUCGAAUAUGGAAGAAAAUUCGAUACAAUCAGCUGUGGAGCCAGUGAUUUAUAGGCUAUCCGCCAGAGGCAAGCCGCAACUGGUUCACGAGGGAUACGUGUAUAAUUUGACCUCUCGUUCAAAGAUAUACAACAACUCGCAUUACCGUUGCGCGGAGCAGCAUCGCGGUUGCCGCGGCAAAUGCUCGGUGAUCGCCGAAAGGUUCAUGCCGACGGGGGUGCACGAUCAUAAUCAUCCACCGAGUUAUCAAUCGGAAUACGAUUACAGAAAGAAAAAAGGUUUAGACACGAGCAAUGUCUAAGGGACAUUACUUCAUGCUGCAUUUCAAAGUACUCUAAAAUUAAACUCAGAUGCAUGUAUCUUGCUCUAUAUAUAUCUUCAAUACCCAGCAAUUGGAACAGACGAUAUGCUACAAGUAAGAGAAGGUAAAUGUUCAUAUUUUUCUGAUUUGGACUUAAGAAAACAAAAUAAUUUUUGUAUAUUAUGUAACUCUUUGAUCCCAGAGAUCAAAGAUUUAUAUCCUAGCUUAGAGACCAUUACUGGCAAAAUAUAGAAUCUAGAUAUUAGUCUUGUAAAAUAAUUAGAUUCUAUAAUUUGGCAAUGCCGUGCGCUCUGCUGUUCAGUGAAAUCGAUAUUUCGUUCACACACAUAAUUUGUAUUCAUAGUAAUAGACAUUCUGAGAAAUUAUUCAUUAUACCAUUACAUCAUCAAAAGUAUUAUAUUUCUAAAGCUUUGUAUAAAUGUUUUAAAGCAUGAGCAAAUAACUUUUCUACGAUGGACUUGCAUUCCAGUGUGCUUUCAUGUAAAUAAAAUUAAUAAUUUUGUAUA